Molecule: messenger RNA, 1891 nt
Organism: Aspergillus wentii DTO 134E9
Lineage: Eukaryota; Fungi; Ascomycota; Eurotiomycetes; Eurotiales; Aspergillaceae
Exons: 14
Coding region: 102-1562 (486 amino acids)
Biological process (GO): transmembrane transport
Cellular component (GO): membrane
Molecular function (GO): transmembrane transporter activity
Source: RefSeq, a predicted model, not a curated record
UGAAUCCUUGCCGAUAAAAGGGUAGUUAGAUCAAGAUUGAAUAUUAUUUAAGAGAAGCAUUCCUGCUUGAAUCCUGGUUCCAUAUAUCCAGCGCUUUUAUCAUGGCGGAUGGUACAAAGCCGAUUAAGCAAGGCAUCACAGAUGUCCAGCCAAUCCCAGAGUCGGAAUCAAAUGUCGAUGAACCGAAGACAUUUCGACAGCGUGUUAAAGAUGUGUUGUGGGAUAGUUUAGACUAUCCACCACAAGAACGACGAUUGAUUUUCAAGAUUGACUUCUUUAUUCUAACAUGGGCAGGUCUUGCAUAUUUCUCGAAGAACUUGAACACGAACAAUCUUUCAAACGCAUAUGUUUCUGGAAUGAAAGAAGAGCUCAACGUGGUCGGAAAUGAGUACCAGACAUUUACGACUAUGUGGACAAUUGGUUAUGUUGUCAGUCAAAUUCCAUCUCAAAUUAUAUGUACCCGAGUCCGACCAUCCCUGUGGUGUCCAUCAUGGGAAUUGCUCUGGGUUGUAGUCACAUUUGCAACGGCUGCUGUUAAGACGCCUCAUCAGCUAUAUGCAUGUCGUUUUCUAGUUGGUUUGGCUGAAGGAACAUUCUAUCCAGCCGUGCAUACAGUACUUGGAGGAUGGUAUACAAAAAGAGAACUUGGAAAGCGAGCAUGUAUUUUCUUCGGGUCUGCAUUUGUCGGCUCCAUGUUUAGUGGCUAUUUGCAAGCAGCAUUAUACACCGGAAUGGACGGCAAAGGUGGUCUAUCCGGAUGGCGGUGGCUGUUCAUCUUCGACGGCGUCAUCACACUGCCAAUGGCCCUGUGGGGCUAUAUCGCACUUCCCGAUCUCCCAAGUACAACCCGAGUGUUCUGGUUGAAGCCAGCAGAGAAGGAGCUGGCUCAACAACGCAUGGCUGCAGCAGGAAAAAAGCUCGAUGAAGCUGUCACUCUUAGAGGCAUCAAGAGAGUGUUGAGAAAGUGGCAUUUUUGGGUGUAUACAGCAUACUAUACGUUCUUCAUUUGCAGUGAGAAUAUUGGAACUUAUAUGAAUCUAUGGCUCAAAAGUCUCGACAGAUAUACUGUCCCUCAAAUCAACACUUAUCCUACUGUCAUUAACGCCGUCACCAUCGUCACGACUCUUCUGUAUGGUUGGACAAGCGAUGCAUUGCAGCUUCGAAGUCCGAUUGUAUACUUCUCUUUGACCGUGUGUUUCUUUGCAGCCAUGAAUCUGGCAAUUUGGGAUGGUGUUCCUUUUGGGCUGAAAUGGACAUCUUAUUAUCUUACUGGUUUCGCCCAAGGUUCGGGUCCAGUAUUUCUGACAAUGGUCAAUGAAGCCUGUGCUGGAGAUAGUCUCGAGCGAAAGAUUAUUCUGGGUUCUACCAAUUCCAUCGCAUAUGCAUUCAAUGCGUGGAUUCCCCUUCUGACAUACAACACCACAUAUGCGCCGCGAUUUCUCGUUGGAAAUUCAGUGACGGUUGCGCUCAUCGUCUGUGCGGCUUGCACGUUGACACUGGCUGUUUAUUUAGAGAGAAGAGAUAAAAAGGUAACUGAGGAAGGAGAGGUUGAGUAUCCUUGAACCAUUCAUCUAUGGGAGUGUAUCGAGAUACUAUGCAAGUAUAUAUGAGCUAAAUAUGCCAUGCCUAUUGCUUAUCGUAAAAAGCAACCCGCUGAAUAUGUUUGUCUGCUAUUCAAUAUUGGUUUUUCAAUCGACAUGUUCCACAGUAGCCAAGUCAUCGCUCUUAGGAACUGCAGCCCGGCCAAUCUUUGCAUUUCGCUGGACCUCCUCGUCUUCGUGUUGGAUGAAUUUGAGCGGUCGCUUGGUUGAGAUGGCGUCGGGGUCACCGACCACGAUGAGUGGUGGGUUGGAACGAUAAUAGGCAUCCACAUCUUCAAGAGUCCGGUUUG